Molecule: messenger RNA, 2203 nt
Organism: Lepus europaeus (European hare)
Lineage: Eukaryota; Metazoa; Chordata; Mammalia; Lagomorpha; Leporidae
Gene: PARM1
Product: prostate androgen-regulated mucin-like protein 1
Exons: 4
Coding region: 204-1121 (305 amino acids)
Cellular component (GO): early endosome; late endosome; Golgi apparatus
Source: RefSeq, a predicted model, not a curated record
GGACACGCAGCUGACGGUGCCGCGCUGCCUUCGAGUCGCCUAGCCGAGCCACCGGGGCCGAGCGCGCCCAGCAACCCGCGCCUCCCGGUUCGCACCGCAGCCCGCGGGGUAGAGAAAGAGCCGCCCGCGCCCAGAGCGCUCCGUCAGUCCCAGCAAAGUCCCCCAUCGCCCGCGCUGGGCAGGGCACCAAACCCCCGGAUACCAUGGUCUGCAAGACUCUCUUCGCUCUUUGCAUCUUCACCGCAGGACUGAGGGUUCAGAGUUUGCCUACAUCGGCCCCCUUGCCUGUUUCUCUUCCAUUGAAAGUGACUCCACCGCUCACCAUCUGGACUGCCUCUCCACAAAACAGCAGUGCGGUCACUGCCCCCCAAGCCAGCAGCCCUCAUGGCAACUCAGACCUCCCAGUUACAGCCUCAGUCCCCACCUCCACACUUCCCAAGAACAUUUCCUCUGAGCCCAGAGAAGAAGCAGUCACCAGCACAGCCUCAAAAUGGGAAGGCACAACCCCAGACUCCUCACCUCCCGAGCUCUCUACACCAAGCAGUGGAAACCACUCGCUGCCUGUCUCUGAGGGACCCAGCUGGGGCACUCCUCAAACAAGUGUGCUGACCACGGAGUCACGGUCCUCUGCUGAAUCUUCCGCAGCCAGCUCCCCUCACACUCCGGCCUCAUCGCCUGCAUCCCCAUCAACCUCACCUCCUGAGAUUCCUCCUGCCUCUGUCACCGUGGACCACAGCUCCACCGUGACCAUCCCCCAGCCCACUGGAGCUCCAACUACACCAGAGUCCCCUACAGAGGAGCACGGCUCUGGCCAUGCACCCACUCCACAGCCCACAGCAGAGCCAGUGCCCCAGGAGGGUACACCCCAAGAAACUGAGUCAGGCAUGGUGAUGUGUGAGUUUGAGACCACCACUCCUUUUGUGAUUAUGCGAGAAGUGGAACAUGCCUUGAGUUCAGGCAGCAUCGCCGCCAUUACUGUGACUGUCAUUGCCGUGGUGUUGUUGGUGUUUGGAGUGGCCGCGUACCUGAAGAUCAGGCAUUCCUCUUACGGAAGGCUUCUGGACGACCACGAUUACGGAUCCUGGGGGAACUACAACAACCCUUUGUACGACGACUCCUAACAGAGGACCUGGCCCAGGACACGGAGUAACUGUGCUUUAUUUAUAAGUGCUUACCCAGUAGAAUUAAUGAGUACCUGACACGCAUUGAACGACAAUCUUAAGCCCUGUUUUGUUGGUAUGGUUGUUUUUGUUUCCUUCCCUCUCCUCUGGCUGCUACAACUUCCCCUUUCUGGUACCAAAAAAAAAAAAAAUACCUUUAUUUCAAGGUGAGUGGAGGCUGAUUUGGGCCAACCUUGUACCAGCCAGGCCAGAGCACGCCUCUUCAGCUCCCACUGCAGAGACUGACUUUGAGAAGGACUGAGGACGAGGGAUUGGGUUGCUUUGUUGGGCAUUACUUUUAAGGGAACUUUUUGUUUGUGGUGUUUUUUAAACUUCUACAUAAGAAAUGACAUGAAAUAUUAAUGAGGGGAAAGGAACUAAGUCUUGGAGGAUUUCACGUGAGGAAGCAGGAGGUUCUUAGAGUCCUCUUUAAUCUCUGUUCAUCUGGUUGUAACUCACAGGAUAGCUGCGUGGCUCUGCAGCUGAAUUCCAGCUUCUUAGCUGCCUAAUUAAUGAAAGAUGAAAAUGGGAGGUGCCCUGGAGGAAGCCAGCAGGGCAAGGGGCUGAGGAGCAAGUUACUGUCAGGUCUCCACAUGUCUUCUACCUGUUCCCCCCUCCAGGCUGCCUGGAUGCCCUUUGUGUUCAAAGGCAGCUGUGAGCCACGCCCACAAGCUUGCAGCAGAGCUGCACAUCCAAAGGGAAGCUAUGAGAAGAGCUGAGCUCUGGGAGACAAAGGGAGCAGCAUGUGAAGUGAACACCCAGUGGGGAAGGCAUGGAGGCUGGAGGGAGGGGAGGAAGUGCACCUGCACUGAGAACCUCAUUAGGCCAGUGGGAAUCAGCCCUCAGUCACUGUCAGAGACAUUCAUGGCUUAGAAAAGUCCAUACGAUCCUUGCUUUGUACCACCCAAGUGUCUGGUUCAUUGCCUUACUGUUGAUUGGAUCAUGGCUGUAAACUGUUGAAAGAGAGAGAGAAAGACACCAGACUCUCUGUAAUUACUUAGCAGGACAUUUCCAUAGGAAAUAAACACCAGGAUUAGUCCGCC